AUGAAUUUGGAGACUGUAAGUGUUUCAAAGAGGACCAAAUUUGCUUUUCUAAGUGGCACUGUAGCGCUCGACAUUGAGAAGUCCCUUACUGUGAACAAGGGUGAUGAGCAAGUAGAGGAGUGGUUGGAAGUUGGUAACGGCUGUAUCUGCUGUUCUGUCAAGGAUACUGGAGUUAACGCCAUAGAAUCUUUGAUGUCGAAGAAGGGCGCCUUUGAUUACAUCCUUCUCGAAACCACUGGACUAGCUGAUCCCGGUAACUUGGCCCCUCUCUUCUGGGUAGACGAUGGACUUGGAAGUACCAUUUACCUCGACGGUAUUGUCACUCUAGUCGAUGCGAAGAACAUCUUGCUCAGUCUUGAUGACCCAAAGGGUAUUGUUGAGGGGCACGACCACGAUGGCCAUGGUCCAGUCAUGACAACCGCCCACGUCCAAAUUUCCCAUGCGGAUGUGAUUGUGAUUAACAAGGCUGAUAUGGUAUCCGAAACGGAACUCAACCAAGUCAAGGAGAGAAUCCAGUCAAUCAAUGGCCUUGCCAAGAUCCAUGUCACGGAGAGGAGCGUGGUCCCCCAGCUAGAGGGAUUCCUGCUCGAUUUGCACGCAUAUGAUCAGUUCAAUGAAUCAGAUGCUAGUGCCAAGGGCCACAGCCAUCUCGACCCUUCCUGUGGGACAGCAAACUACCCGACGCGAAAGAGGAGAGAAAUUUUGAGAUUCACCGCUCAAAAGGACGUCUUGUGUUUGCAAAUGGAGAUGUCAAGAUGCUGCAGGGGGUGA
Messenger RNA from Fusarium graminearum PH-1, 771 nucleotides. RefSeq lists its product as uncharacterized. The transcript is spliced from 4 exons. Lineage: Eukaryota; Fungi; Ascomycota; Sordariomycetes; Hypocreales; Nectriaceae. The record is from RefSeq and is a predicted model, not a curated record. The coding region runs from base 1 to 771 and encodes 256 amino acids. Gene Ontology annotation, cellular component: cytoplasm.